Messenger RNA from Akanthomyces muscarius, 3621 nucleotides. RefSeq lists its product as uncharacterized. Bases 1 to 3621 code for a protein of 1206 amino acids. The record is from RefSeq and is a predicted model, not a curated record. Lineage: Eukaryota; Fungi; Ascomycota; Sordariomycetes; Hypocreales; Cordycipitaceae. Gene Ontology annotation, biological process: intracellular signal transduction. The transcript is spliced from 4 exons. Gene Ontology annotation, molecular function: guanyl-nucleotide exchange factor activity.
AUGGCGGACUAUCCUUACGAUUCACGACCACCUCCGCGGCCUCGAGGCUACCCGGAUAACAAUUCACAGCGCGAUGCAGCCUUUUCAAAUAUAUUCGGGGCCGCGCCUCCACCGGGCAGAUCGCAAACCAUGACCUCAUCUACAAUGCCUCCGACGAUGGAUCAAGGAAGAGGGCCGGUGAAUACUUCCCGCCCCCCCCCUCAGCAGCGACCGCCGCAAGGGUACUAUGGGGAUUAUGAGCAUCCGAUCCCUGCCGGCAGCCGCAUCUCGGAAGGUAACAUGCCCGCCGGCUAUUACCAAGGGCAACGGUCUACUUCUGGCGGCCAGUAUCCCCCAAAUCAAUACAUGCCCCAGGGGCGGCGCCAGCACCCAAACUCGGGCGGUCCUAUACCACCAAGGAUGGAAUCUAGAGGAGGCGUUCCGCCCCAAGCGGCUGGCGCCAGGCAUCCCGGGCAUAGGAUGUAUCAGAUACCACCCGGAGCGGCCAUGAAUACCGACCCCUAUCGAUCGCAAUCCCUCGCCUCAACCGCCCGACCUCAGAUGUAUCCACAGUCACAGCAUGCAUAUCAACAGUCACCGGCGAACCAGUCUCGCCAGGCCCCCUAUUCGCAGCAGUAUUCUGCAAGAACCACUGCGCAGGGGCGCGUUGUACCCGAGAGACACGAGGAUCGAUCCAUGUCAAUGACCGGCCCAUAUCGUAUGCAAGAUAGGGACGCCCAUCAAACGAUGAGUGGCCGCGUCAUUCCCAACCGACGAACGCCAUCGGAUUUACAGACCGCAAACGGAUAUGUGCCGCACGGUGGCGCAUAUACAAACUCGCCCAUUGUUCAAGGUAGAACCACGAGCAUGGUUUCUUCAACAAGCACCUACGAACAUUCUCGAACUAUGUCUAUGGCAUCUAGUAUUGCGCCGACGAUUACACCUUCAGAGUCGGAUAGUGCGACGCUUGUGCAACGACCGUCUCGAAGUAAAUCUGUCGAGAGCGAGCGCCCCCAAACGGCAACAAAAAUACGCCCCCCUCUUGUUUAUCCGGCAUUACUGUCUCGAGUGGCUGAGUGCUUUAGAACAAAGAUCUACGUCGGAGACCGCACGAAGAACGAACUCACGUAUAAAAAUGCUUUCAGUGGCUCCGAGGCUGUCGAUGUUCUUUCGUAUAUCAUCAGGACAACCGAUAGAAAUCUUGCACUACUCCUUGGCCGUGCGUUGGAUGCGCAGAAAUUCUUCCACGAUGUUACCUACGAGCAUCGCCUGCGAGACUCGCAGUCCGAGAUGUAUCAGUUCAGAGAGACCCUGAUGGAUGAGCCCGAAGAGAAAUCGUUCGUCAAUGGCGUUUUUGUCUUGCUUUCCGAAUGUUACUCGCCGACUUGCACGCGAGAGCAGCUCUGCUAUUCGAUCGCAUGUCCUCGCAGACUGGAGCAAGUGUCACGACUGAAUUUAAAGAUCAAUCCUGGACUCCGGAAGGAUGACGCAACAAACCUGCACGAUGAUGAAGCAGAUCAAACGGAUGAGCAAAAACUCUGGAUCAACUCGGUACCGAAAGAGGUCGCGGAUGCUGUCAGUGAGCGAGAGAAGAAAAGACAGGAAGUUAUCUCCGAGAUCUGCUAUACGGAAAGAGACUUUGUCAAAGACCUGGAGUAUUUGCGCGACUUCUGGAUUCUUCCUCUUCGGUCAAAACAAUCCCCCAUCCCCCCUCAGCGUCGUGAGAAGGUCGUCAAAACAAUAUUCAGCAACAUUAUUGACCACCCUAGUAUUCAUACUGUUAGCUCGAGAUUUGCUUCAUCUCUUACUACUCGUCAAGGGAAGGAUCCGAUUGUUCAUAGCAUCGGCGAUAUCUUCUUGGAAUUUGUACCUCAGUUUGAACCUUUCAUCUGGUACGGGUCCAAGCAGCUUGAGGGUAAAUUUGGAUACGAGAACGAACGCUCAGUGAACCCCCACUUUGCUAGUUUCGUUGAUGAAAUUGAAAGAAAGAGAGAAUCUCGCAAGCUCGAACUCAAUGGAUAUUUGACGAAGCCCACCACUCGAUUGGCUCGGUACCCUCUGCUGCUUGAAAACGUUCUCAAGUACACGGAGGAUGACGAUCCCGACAAGCAAGACAUACCCAAAGUGCUCACCAUGAUCAGAGAUCUCCUAGGCCGCGUAAACGCAGAAUCCGGCAAGGCAGAGAAUCGCUUCAAUCUGAGGCGCUUGCACGAAUCGCUGCGCUUCAAACCUAACGAAAGGGUUGAUCUUCGAUUGACCGAGGAAGGACGCGAGCUGGUGUUCAAGAGCCAAUUCAAAAAGUCGCCAACAGAUCCGGCCGAGAUCACCGCUUAUCUUUUCGAUCAUGCCGUGUUGCUAGUUCGCAUCAAGCAAAAGGGAAAGACAGAAGAAACCGUGGCAUAUAGGCGGCCGAUACCUCUGGAGCUGCUUGCAAUUCGAGAAAUGGACGAGGUCAUUCCUUUGCAGGGCUCUAUAAAACGAUCAUCCUCGAGCCUUAUUCCGUCUAUCCGAACGACUACCUCCGAUGCCAAGAAGGGCGAAGGCUGGCCUAUCACGUUUCGCCAUUUAGGAAAAGCAGGCUAUGAGCAGACUCUUUAUGCCUCCAAUCAAGCGGGACGAAAGAAAUGGCUCGAGUUUAUCGACAAUGCUCAGCAGCGUCUUCGCGCUCGCGCUGACUUUUUCAACACCGCCUCAAUCUCGAGCAACUUCUUUGGAGGCACUAACCAGGUGAACUGUGUCACGCCCUUUGACGGUGGUAGGAAAUUACUAAGAGUCCUCGAAACGCCCAGCGUCACGCAGAUCGACAUACUGGAGGAAUAUCAGCUACUCCUUGUCUUGUCAAAUAAGACGCUACAGUCCUACGCCCUGUCAGCACUAAACCCCGACGAGCCAGCCUUGGCCAAAAGACCGAAGAAGAUACAGAACCACUGCAGCUUCUUCAAGACUGGUAUCUGCUUAGGCAGGCAUCUUGUUUGCUGCGUCAAGUCCACCGCGUUAUCGACCACCAUCAAGGUUUUUGAACCCAACGAUGCGAUGACGAAGGCGAAGAAACAAAAGGGACUUGGCAAGUUUAUCAGCAGUGGCCAUGAUGAACUUCGGCCCUUCAAAGAGUUUUACAUCCCCACAGAAUCUACGUCUGUUCACUUUCUCAAGUCGGUUCUCUGCGUGGCAUGCGCAAGAGGAUUUGAGGUUGUGUCCUUGCAAACACUCGAGACGCAAUCGCUUCUUGAUCAAGCUGAUACUUCGCUCGAUUUUGUUGCUCGGAGGGAAGGAGUGCGGCCGAUUCACAUAGAGCGACUGAAUGGCGAGUUCUUACUGAAUUACUCGGAAUUCUCAUUCUUUGUUAACCGCAAUGGUUGGAGAGCCCGCCCGGAGUGGCGAAUUGAUUGGGAAGGAGCGCCUCAGAGUUUUGCGUUGAGCUAUCCGUUCAUUCUCGCUUUUGAACCCAACUUCAUAGAAUUGCGCAACAUUGAAAAUGGCACCGUCCACAUCGUUCCGCACAAGAGUAUCAGAAUGUUGCACAGCAGCACCCAUGAGAUUUUAUAUGCAUACGAGGAUGAAAAGGGCGAAGAUGUCGUGGAGGCAAUUGACUUUUGGAAGAACAAUAGACGCUCCGACGUUCCCGGCUCAUCUUCACCUUGA